AAACGGUUGAAAUCGACCACGAAUCCCUCGCUCAGCAUAAACAUUUUGUACGAAAAGGCCGUGGCUUUUAAGCGACGGUGUUUUUUAUUGGCUUUGUGACAUGAUCGUAUAAUUCUAGCGCUUAGCUGCAGUGUGACAAUGUUACUACACGAAAGUGCCAGCAUGGAACAAAGUGUGCCCGAGAAUCUCAGCACAAAUGUGUUUAACGACUGUGAAAUCAAGCUGCAAACACCAUGUCACGAUCCCAUGGAUUGUGAGAACGGUUCCAGCUCCAACAGUGAUUUGCCCACCAAAGAUUCAGUGUCGAGUCCCAGUGCCACAGCCCCCAAUGCAUCCCUCACCAGCAGCAAUGGCAGCUCCAAUAGCACCACAAACACAACCAAAGUGAAACUUAGUUUCAGUGUCGAUCGUUUGUUAAGCGCCGAGCGCGUCGAUCCUGUGCCCAUGCCAAACCCAACAUCCGCGCGACAAUGCUGUGAUGGCAGUGUCUAUGCCUGCUGCACAUUCUCCAGCUGCUCUGGACAGCAGACAGCGGAGGCUGCCAAGCACGCUUCAAUGUCUGCGCCACAAGGCCUAACAAAUCCACAUAACUAUAACUAUGCGGGAUUGGAUAAGUUCUAUUCGGGCAUAUAUAUGGAUUACAAGUCCGUGCUGAGACCGACGCCCAUUCGAGCAGCUGAUCAUGCAACAUUUCCGUCGCUGGCAACGAACGCAUUGAUGCGUUUCCAUCAACAGCAGCAGCAACAUCAUCAUCAUCAGCAGCAGCAGCAACAUAUUCAAACGCAACAGCAGCAACAGCAACAACAACAACAACAACAACACCAUAAGGCAACAACGUCGUCGUCGUCGGCUGCUGCGCUGCUGGCGCCAUUGAAUAGCCUCAAGACACUGCAGUUGACGCAGCAGCAACGUUUCAUGGCCAAAACGGCGCAUCAACAGUUGCUGGACAUUCCGACAGCGGCAACAGGUGUUGCAAGCACAUUACAAAAUGGCGGCCACAGCAAUAACAGUAGCAGCAUCAACAACAACAACAACAACAACACCGGCAUUAGCAACAACAACCACAGCAGCAACAACAGCAAUGGCAAACGGAAACGUUCGUGGUCGCGAGCCGUGUUCACAAAUCUGCAGCGAAAAGGACUCGAGAUACAAUUCCAGCAGCAGAAAUACAUAACCAAGCCGGAUCGACGCAAAUUGGCAGCACGACUGAAUCUGACAGAUGCUCAGGUCAAAGUGUGGUUCCAGAAUCGGCGCAUGAAAUGGCGUCACACGCGUGAGAAUCUAAAAAGCGGACAAGAGAAGCAGCCACAGUCACAGGGGCCGAUGGGGUCCAGCAAUAGCGCGACGAAGCCAUUGCUGCUUCCAUCCGCAGCUGGAGCUGGAGCAAGGCCACACGAGCUAUUGGACUACAGCUCCGACAGUUGUUCCAGCGUGGAGCUCAGCGAACGAGCCGACGACGACGAUAACAUUGAAAUCGAUGUAGUUGAAUAGCCACAAGUCAAUAUAUAAGUAUGUCUAUUAAUUAGUAUAUAUAUAUAGAGAUUGUC
Molecule: messenger RNA, 1547 nt
Organism: Drosophila navojoa
Lineage: Eukaryota; Metazoa; Arthropoda; Insecta; Diptera; Drosophilidae
Gene: H2.0
Product: Homeodomain protein 2.0
Biological process (GO): regulation of DNA-templated transcription
Molecular function (GO): sequence-specific DNA binding; DNA-binding transcription factor activity, RNA polymerase II-specific
Source: RefSeq, a predicted model, not a curated record